CUUGUUUUACGUAAGAGAGAAACGAUGAUAUGAAAAUCAGGUAGUACCCGGACACAUUGUGAUCUAGCUUAGCUGUUCAUUCAUUUCCACCUGCUGAAUGAACGACGGUGACAUCCCACCUGCACCGUUUCACGAUUAAUGAGAGGAAGCUCAAGGUUACCGGUGCAGCCAUGCCCGUCUCCCUGCUGUGGGCGGUGGAUGUGUAUGGGCGGGUGUACAGCCUGUCCACGGCAGGGCAGCAGUGGGAGCAGUGCCGUGAUGCCCAGAUGGAGUUCAAGCGGGUGACGGCAGCUCGGCAGUGCUGCUGGGGCAUCGCCUGUGACAACAGCAUCUACCUGAAUGUCCAUGCCUCUGACCUGCCGGUCCGCUACCAGGAGGAGACCUAUGAGAAUCAGCGGUGGAAUCCAGUUGAUGGUUUCUCGGAGCGUUUGUUGCCAAGCGACCGCUGGCAGUGGAGUGAUGUCACAGGUCUGCAGCACCAACCUCUAGACAGCUUCCGGCUUCCCUCCAGCAGCUGGGAGUGGGAGGGCGACUGGUACGUGGAUGAAAACUUUGAGGGAGAGCCUACAGAGAAAGGGGGGUGGAGCUACGCCAUUGACUUCCCUGCCACGUACACCAAAGACAAGAAGUGGAACUCCUGUGUCCGUCGCAGGCGAUGGAUCCGCUACAGGAGGUACAAAGCCAUGGACACGUGGGCUAAGAUCCCCUCGCAGCAGACGACUCUACCAGACCCCUUCAGCGACAUAAGCUGCGGAGGCUGGGAGAUCAGUGACGAGCCCAGAGGUCGACUGUCACUAUGGGCUGUGUCCCUGCAGGGCAAGGUGUGGUUCAGAGAGGGAAUCUAUCACCACAAUCCUGAGGGCUCUCUGUGGGAGGAGGUGCCUCUUCCCGGGGAGGUGGUCCAGAUCAGCUGUGGCUCAGGUGAUCUUGUCUGGGCAGUGCUGUGGGAGGGCCAGCUCCUUGUCAGGGAAGGCAUCUGCAGAGACUGCCCCAAAGGUACCUCCUGGGUGGUGGUGGACUCUCCCAGUCCUGAUGUAGGAGCCACACAUGUAGCCGUGGGAAUCAAUGUUGUUUGGGCUUUGACGAAGGACAGCAAAGUGUGGUUCAGACGCGGCGUGAACUCCCACAACCCCUGUGGCUCCGGCUGGAUCAGCAUGGUGGGAGAAAUGAUUAUGAUCAACGUAGGACUGAACGAUCAGGUGUUUGCCAUCAGCUGUGAGGAUCGGGCGGUGUACUUUCGACAAGGUGUGACCUCCAGUGAACUGAGCGGGAAAACCUGGAAGGCCAUCAGCGUUCCCCGGGACGGAGACAGAUCCCACUCCAGUGCCAGCACAAACAGCCUGCAGAGUGCCGGAUGCUUCUUUAGUGGUGAGGCUCGAGCUCAGUCUGUAGUGAGCGAUGUUGAAUCAGACACAGAGAAAGGAUCCACAGAUGGGGCCAGCUGCCUCGUCAACUCUGCCUCCCCAGAGUCCUUUGUUGACGCCCCCACAGACCACUCUGACCGUCUCAUUGAGACCUCCAAACCCCGCAUCCCCAAGGUCACCAGUGACAGCUUCAUCUCAGAACUUGUCUCUGACCGUGAACCAGCAAAGACCUCAGGAGAAGGCAGACCUGCCAGUCCAGCUGUUCUGGAAGAGGAGACCAUCCUUGGAGAUGGAGAGGUCACAGCUCCCUCUGCUGGCGUAGCCAUUUCCCCCAGCCAGUCAGGAGGUCCUCUUGACCACCAGUGGAGUAACGUGGAUCUGGAGGAGGCACAGGGCCAGCAGGCCCGGACUGGCGCAGUGCUGGACACAGCUGACACCUGCAGCUUGUCAUCGGUGGCCACAUAUACUCUGGCCAUGGAAGACCCGUAUGGGGUAGACGAGCACCCUCUGUGGGCGUGGGUCAGUGGAGGAGGCUGCUCUGUGGACAGUCACUCCCAGCUCAACUGGUUCAGCUGCUCUCUGAACACUUCAUCCCUGGUCCAGUCAGUCCAGUCCAUGAGUCUGUCCGUCAGCCCAGCCCAGACAGCAGCCUGGCGGAGACAAAUCUUUGAGCAACUUAGUGAGAGGACCAAAAGAGAGAUGGAUAAUUUCAGGCAUUAUGAACAAGCCAUAGAACAGUCUGUGUGGGUGAAGAAGGGAACCAUGCAAUGGUGGAGGGACUGGAAGCCACACAAGUGGGUAGAUGUUCAUUUUGCCUUGGAGCAGUUCUCGGGACCAGAGGGAAACAAGGAUGGCAUCCUUUUCAUCUAUUACAACUUUUAUGAGGAGAAGAAGUACCUUCAUGCCUUUGUGAAUGAGGUCACCGUCCUUGUUCCUGUGCUGAGUGACUCCAAACACACUUUUGCCAUCUACACUCCUGAGCGGACCAAACAGAGGUGGCCAAUCAGAUUGGCAGCAGCCACAGAGCUGGAGAUGCAUGAUUGGCUGGCAUUGUUGAGUGUGUCGUGCUGCGACUCCAGGGGGAUCCAGGGUCCUCCGUCCAAACAGGCCAUCUGGUCAAUCACCUGUAGAGGGGACAUCUUUGUCAGCGAGCCCUCUCCUGCUCUGGAAGCCAUGCCUUACCCCACACCCUGCGACCAGAUGUUCUGGCGGCAGAUUGGAGGUCACCUACGUGUGGUGGAGAGUAACAGUGUCGGAAUCGUGUGGGGGAUCGGCUACGACCACACUGCCUGGGUCUACACUGGGGGCUAUGGAGGAGGCUUCUUCCAGGGACUGGCCAGCAGCACAGAUAACAUUUAUACACAAACAGACAUCAAGAGCGUCUACAUUUACGAGAACCAGAGGUGGAACCCUGUUACUGGCUACACAAACAGGGGGCUGCCCACAGAUCGCUACAUGUGGAGUGAUGCAUCAGGACUGCAUGAGUGCACAAAGACAAAUAUGAAAGCUCCCUCCCCCCAGUGGACAUGGGUGUCUGACUGGACUAUUGACUACAGUGUCUCUGGGGGGACAGACCGAGAAGGUUGGCAAUAUGCAGCUGAUUUUCCAGCGUCGUAUCAUGGCCAUAAAACGAUGAAGGACUUUGUGCGUCGCAGGCGAUGGGCCAGGAAGUGUAAACUGACCACCACAGGACCCUGGCAAGAAAUUCCUCCGAUACCACUCAGUGAUGUGACCAUCCUGCCUUGUGCAGCUCAGAGCAGUGUGGAUGUGGUUCCUCUGUGGGCCAUCAGCAACAAGGGAGACGUGCUCUGCCGGCUGGGAGUCACUGCACUGACGCCUGCUGGAUCCUCGUGGCUCCACAUUGGAACCGACCAGCCUUUCAAGUCUAUCUCCAUCGGUGCUGCCAGUCAGGUUUGGGCCAUUGCACGAGAUGGUUCUGCCUUUUACAGGGGAUCUGUCUCUCCACAGAGCCCAGCAGGAGACUGUUGGUACCACAUCCCUUCCCCAUCCAAACAGAAGUUGAAGCAGGUGUCUGUUGGGAGGACAUCAGUCCACACUGUAGAUGAAAAUGGUAACCUGUGGUACCGGCAGGGUGUGACCCCCAGCUACCCUCAGGGCUCCUCCUGGGAACACAUCUCUAAUAAUGUACGCAAGGUCUCUGUAGGGCCUCUGGACCAGGUGUGGAUCAUAGCGGACAAGGUGCAGGGCAGCCACAGUCUUAGCUGUGGUACAGUGUGCCAUCGACUCGGAGUCCAACCUGUGGAGCCCAAAGGACAGUCGUGGGACUAUGGCAUCGGGGGCGGAUGGGACCACAUCACAGUGAGAGGGAACUCCAUGGAGUCGCCCCGCAUCCGUCUUCCCUCUCUAACAGACCCCCCCGGCCCAGCCUCUCGGAGCCCUUUCCCUGUCAGGAACACGGAGGUCGACAGCAAUGCUGUAGGAUGCUAAACACACAUAAGCACUCAUACUGCAAGCAGACAUCUUGAGUAAACAUUUGGAGAUCAUUCUGGUGAUGUAUUUUUUUUCUGCCAUUGUUUAAUUUCAACUAUAUAGUCUUAAUACAUUUUUUUUCUUUUAUUUAUUUUUUCAUCAGAAUUUAUUUAAUUUUCUGCUGGUGUGUGUGGUUUCUGUAGAUAGAUUAUUACAUGUAAGUUGUAAGUUUUUUUAAAAGGUAUUUUAUGUUUUUGUGUUUUUUUAAUGUAAAAAAAAAGUGUGUACUUAAAUAAUAGUUGCUCAGCUACUGAACAAUCAGCUCCAGGGCUUGUAUUGUGUACAAAAUAAAAAUUAUUUUUUGUGUUAGCCUGCAGGUAACAGGUCAACACAUGUCCCACUGGAAUAAGGUCUGAUUACUAUUGAAAAGAGAAGAAAAUUUGACAACUGGAUAGAGCAGGCAGAAGUUUGUAUGGGCGAGAGGCAAUCCAAGUGUAACUGGGUGGAAAUCAAGGCAGCCCCUCCAAAACAAACAGUCUUACUGUGAGAAAGAAAUAUUGACUUUGUAUUUUUCCUUCAGGGAAUUAAGAGGUUUUCCUGUUUGCUUCUAUACAGCUGUAGUGUUUUUUGUUUUGUUGUUUUUAUGAAGCCAACAUGUAGCAGCUUUAACAAGAACUGCACUGGCUUCAUUCACCUGUGCUGGUUGCUGCUCGUCUUAUACAGGCAGCUGAGCGAUGUUUUAAUAAAGGUUUGGAUAUUGUCAUUAUAUUAUUGUCAUGGAGUAUGUGCAAUGGUUAGUGAUGUAAAUAAGGGGGAAAUAAGUGCAGAUUACUUGUAAAAGUCUUGUGGUGGACAUUCUACAACUGAACCUUCCUCUUUCUCAGGAGAAUGUUUGCAUUUGCAUGCAUCUACUUCCUUUGGACUGAUAGUAUAAUGACUAAGUAAUGACAAAAAAUACUAAAAAAAAAAAACAAACCUAAAACACUAUUUUUGCUAUAAAUGUGUAAAAUGUUAGUA
Molecule: messenger RNA, 4811 nt
Organism: Scatophagus argus
Lineage: Eukaryota; Metazoa; Chordata; Actinopteri; Scatophagidae
Gene: tecpr1a
Product: tectonin beta-propeller repeat containing 1a
Exons: 24
Coding region: 171-3812 (1213 amino acids)
Cellular component (GO): membrane
Source: RefSeq, a predicted model, not a curated record